Ceraceosorus bombacis is the source of this 1621-nucleotide messenger RNA. The record is from the annotation of a GenBank genome assembly. Lineage: Eukaryota; Fungi; Basidiomycota; Exobasidiomycetes; Ceraceosorales; Ceraceosoraceae.
AUGGCUCAAUUUCCGCCAAGUGGACCCUCGGUCCCACACAUAGAUGCUUCUUCAGUGCCCAGCGGCCCGAGUAGCAGCUCAACGCUACCAGAGCCUCCCAAGGCCACUUCGAUCUUGCUCAUAGGUAUGGCAGGCAGUGGCAAGUCGACCUUUGCAGGAGCUUUGUCGCGUUUUGCAACUACCUCUGAGUCUGUUCCAAGCAAAAGCAAGGAUGAGGAAACGCAGCCUUACAUGGUCAAUCUGGAUCCUGCUGUGCUCAAGACAGGCUACGAACCCAAUGUCGACAUUCGGGACACGGUCGACUACAAAAGGGUCAUGGAAGAGUGGGUGUCGUCGGAUCUUGCGCCUGCGCUGGCCCUCUCAUCUGGGCUGAUAAGCAGCCUUCUCGCUCCUCGCUCACUCGCAGAUACAAUCUGGGUCCAAACGGAGGCAUUCUCACUUCCCUUAACCUCUUCACCACAAAGUACGACCAAGUACUAUCCAUCUUGGAAAGAAGGGCGCAAGAGGUGGACUACAUCGUGCAUGACACGCCUGGACAGAUUGAGAUCUUCACUUGGUCAGCGAGCGGGUCUAUCAUUACUAGCGCUCUUGCCAGCUCUAUGCCCACUUGCGUGGCGUACGUCAUAGAUACACCGAGGACAACAGCUCCAGCUACUUUUAUGAGCAAUAUGCUCUACGCUUGCUCGUGAGUUGCUGGACUUGGGUGCACCUGAUGGCCUCACGCUGCUUCCGGGGCUAAAACUCGUACUUGUCGACGUCUUCCGUACAGGAUCAUGUACAAAACUCGUUUACCCUUCAUUCUAGUCUUCAACAAGACAGAUGUCCAGCCCAGCGCUUUCGCAACCGAAUGGAUGUCGGAUUUUGAAGCAUUUCAAGCAGCUUUGAACGAAGGAAAUGCAACAGAGCCUUCUUCUGUAGCCACUAGCAGACCGGGUUCUGGAAGGAGGAGGACAGGAGAAGACGCUGGGUAUAUCAACAGCUUGAUGAACAGCAUGGCUUUGGUUUUGGACGAAUUCUACAGCAAUUUGAGGGUAAGUUCAGCCUAAGCGGGCACUAUCAGACGUUGCGAGGAUUAUGCUCAGUCAUGUGUGUUCCGCCUUGCAGACCGUUUCUGUGUCAUCAGUGACAGGCGAAGGUCUGCCUGAUUUUUUCAGUGCAGUCGAUGAGGCAAGGACAGAGUACUUAGCAGACUACAGGCCCGAAUUAGAGAGACUAGCCAAAGCUAAAGCCGAAGCGAGGGACAAGAAGAAGAAGCAGGAGCUGGAGAGGUUGAUGAAAGACAUGAAGAUGGGAGGUGCAGCGCCCAGCAGGGGAGGAGUCAGUAGUACGGCAGGCGCCCAAGAGGAAGAUGAGGGAUCAUAUGGGGACAGGUACGAAGGUGAUGGGCAGAUCAUCGAUCCUGUGAGUAGUAAGACCCUGAAUACUGAAGGCAUAGACUAGAGUUAUACUCAAGCCUGCGAUCAUCGGCACGCAGGACCCCGAUGAGGAAACUGGCACAGACGCUAUGGGCUGGAAGAACCUGAGGUCCCAAGCUGAGCAGAGGCAGACGGGGCCUGGAAUUGCCACUUCGGCACCCACAACCAACUCAUUCAACGACGGAAAAUGGCCAAGCAUUAGGUGA